UUGCUUUUUCACGGCCUGUACCAGGACGUACUGAAGAGCAAGCUACAGACUCAUCGGUUGGAUCAGCUAAGCUUGAUGUCAGUUCAGAGAUGCCUGAAGUGAACAAAGCAUCAAGUGAGAAAGUAGAUAGUCCCGCAACAGCUGUGCUGGAGGAAGGGUCUGAUAAAAACCUAAGCCAGGCCCCUUCUGCAGCAGAACUUAGUGACACUGAACUAAUAGCAUUAGCAUCACCCGAGACAGAGGAUGCAGCCUCAUCAAAGGCAAAACAAGUGACUUUCUUUGACAGACUCUUCAAACUGGAAAAGGGGAAGGAGAAAGAAAAGAGUAAGACACAAGUCGAAACCCAAGAGGAAAGCCAGACUACGGAAAUUCCUGACGCCGGCAUCACAGCGGAAGAGGCUGCUGGAUUACAGAGCACACCAAACAAUGUCCCACAGGGGAAGGACAUAGAUGAUUGCAACCAAAAAGCCGUGCAGCAAGGCUCAGCAGGUGUCAAUACUGACGAGGCAGCAGUAAAACAAGAGAACCCCAAGGCAUUUGCCACAACAGACAACAAUAAUUCUGUCAUGAGUUUCUUUAAAACACUGGUUUCACCAAGCAAAUCAGAAGCCAGAAGUGACUCUGAGGACAAGGAAUCCAAAGUGGAAAAGGGCCAUGGUGGGCAUCCCGCUCAGAAGACAGCAGCAGAAUCCCAAGCUAAAGGAGCUAAAGGAGCCAAGAAAAAGAAGUCAGAGAGUCCCAAGUUAGGACACAAAACAUUUAGCAGACUCUUUAGGCAUAAGUCCACAAAAGAGGCCCAACAGACAACUAAUACCCAAGGUGCUGAACAACAGCCUGUCACCUCUGUCAAUGUAAAAUCUGAAAAAAUGCCCCUCCCACUCAAGAAUCACAGACGACAAAGCAGAAUGCAAAAGCCUCUGAACCUGCAGCUGAGCAGCAGGCAACAGCAAGCAACUACCGAAGCCCCUAAAGACAUGACUAAGGAGAGAUCUGCACCUACUUCCACACCAUUGAGCAAACUCUUCUGGAAAAAGGGAAAUAAGUUCCCCUCUAGCACAGUGUCAGUGGAGCUGGUCCCUGGCUGGGUGUCCAAGUUGCAGGUGCAGCUGGUGGAGUCCGGGAGGGAUGUGGAAAAUGCCGGAGGACUCUCUCCCGCCUCUCCGGCAAAAGGUUCCGGGUUCACCGUCAGCAGCCCCAGCCCAGGAUGA
Molecule: messenger RNA, 1208 nt
Organism: Mauremys mutica (yellowpond turtle)
Lineage: Eukaryota; Metazoa; Chordata; Testudines; Geoemydidae
Product: breast carcinoma-amplified sequence 1 homolog
Exons: 8
Coding region: 90-1208 (372 amino acids)
Biological process (GO): myelination
Molecular function (GO): structural constituent of myelin sheath
Source: RefSeq, a predicted model, not a curated record